Molecule: messenger RNA, 1374 nt
Organism: Thyridium curvatum
Lineage: Eukaryota; Fungi; Ascomycota; Sordariomycetes; Thyridiales; Thyridiaceae
Exons: 3
Coding region: 1-1374 (457 amino acids)
Biological process (GO): transmembrane transport; carboxylic acid transport
Cellular component (GO): plasma membrane
Molecular function (GO): carboxylic acid transmembrane transporter activity
Source: RefSeq, a predicted model, not a curated record
AUGGUUAGGUCUUGGGUCUCUUCGGCCAAGUUUCUCACCAUUACCGGUGUAGGCCAAUUCGCCGAUGGCUAUCUCAACACGACCAUAGGCCUAGUUGUCCCGAUGCUGGCCUACGUGUAUUUCCAAGAUGCCAACUAUAAGAUCCCGACCAUCAGCAACAAUAUCAUGAAGGGCGGCCUGUCUAUUGGCAUGAUCCUAGGCCAAGUCAUGUUUGGCGUCUUUGGCGAUGCGUUUGGCCGCCAUGCCAUAUAUGGCCGCGAACUCAUGCUCACAAUGGUUGGAACCCUGCUUGUUAUCACUGCGCCGCCCCAGUUGGGUCACGGGGGUAUCGUGGCGUGGGUGGCUGUCUUUCGCGUCGUCACUGGUUUUGGCGUUGGCGGAGACUAUCCCAUGUCCUCAUCCCUGGCUCUGGAGUACAAUAUAGGCUGGUCACGUGCAAAGACAGUGCUGGCCAUCUUCUCCUGUGGCAGUCUAGGGGCCUUCAGCGCCGCCAUUGUCUACAUGAUUCUUCUAGCCGGCUUCAAGUCUGCCAUUGAAAGCAACCUGUGGUACCUACAAUGGGUUUGGCGCCUGCUACUGGGCUUCGGUCUCGUACCCUGCGCCGCCACGAUUUACGCUCGUCUACGAAUAGCUGAAACCCGACCGUAUGAGAAGUACGUUGCCAAGGACCACCGCGGCCUAGGCGACCAGUGGCGCGAGUUCCGUGAGUACUUCUCCAACUGGAAACAUGCCCGCACACUGUUCGCUGUUUCCGCAAUCUGGUUCUUGUUUGACAUAGCCUUCUAUGGCGUCAACCUGAAUCAGAGCACAAUUCUCUCCAACCUCGGCUUCGGCGCCGGCGACACGGUCUGGGAGACGCUGUUUAACACGGCCAAGGGCAACCUGAUACAGGUCAUUGCAGGGUAUAUGCCCGGCUACUGGCUCGGCAUCUUCCUCCCCGAUCUUAUCGGUCGCGUUCGCCACCAGCUGCUUGGCUGCGCAAUUGUUUCUAUCCUGUAUGCUGUGUGGGCCGGUGUCCAGAGCCACACAGGCACAGGGGGCUUGUUCGCGCUCUUUGUCAUCUCACAAUUUACACUAAACGCUGGAGCCGCAAGUUCGACCUUCUUGAUCCCUGUCGAGGUUUUCCCCACAAGGGUCCGCGCCACGGCUCAUGGGAUAGCAGCCGCGUCCGGGAAAGCCGGUGCGGUUCUGACCUCUUUUGCCUUCGGUACUGCUACCCAGGCUAUAGGGUUUAGUGGCAUCCUGGGCCUCUUUGCUGGUGUUAUGGCUGUCUGUACUGCCUUGACUCUGUUAAUUCCUGAGACCAGAGGUAAAAGCAUUGAGGAAAUAGAGCAGGGCGCUAUGUACAACUAUUCUAACAGCGAGGACUUUUAA